AUGUCAGACUACCUUUGGUUUGAAGGAAUACCUUUCCCUUCAGUGGGGUAUGAAAAAGAAACACUUGAUAAAGUCAAUAAUAAGUUUGUGGUUAGAGAUGAAGACACAAUCAUAUUGACUUACCCCAAAUCAGGAACUAACUGGCUGAUUGAGAUUGUCUGCUUGAUUCAGACCAAGGGGAAUCCCCAGUGGAUUCAAUCUGAGCUCAUCUGGAAACGCUCACCCUGGAUAGAGUCUGAAGACGGAUAUCAAACUUUAAUCAAUAAGGAAGGACCACACCUCAUCAGCUCUCAUCUUCCCUUCCAUCUUUUCCCCAAGUCUUUCUUCAGUUCCAAGGCCAAGAUGAUCUAUGUCAUCAGAAAUCCCAGAGAUGUUCUUGUGUCUGGUUAUUUUUUCUUUCAUAAGACAAACCUUGUUAAGAAUCCAGAGUCUUUUAUAAAUUAUUUUGAAUGGUUCCUCAAAGGAAAUGUUGUAUUUGGAUCAUGGUUUGAGCACACCCGUGCCUGGCUGUCCAUGAGAGAAAGGGACAACUUCCUGCUUUUGAGCUAUGAAGACCUGAAACAGGACACAAGAGGAACCAUAGAGAAGAUCUGUGACUUCCUAGGAAAGAAAUUAGAGAAAGAUGAGCUGGAUCUGGUCCUCAAGUACAGUUCCUUCCAAUUCAUGAAAGAAAAUAAAAUGUCCAAUUUUAGCCUCAUCCCAGAAGAUGUGAUUACUAAUGGUUUGAAACUCAUGAGGAAAGGCACGACUGGAGACUGGAAGAAUCACUUUACUGUAGCCCAAGCUGAAGCCUUUGAUAAAGUGUUCCAGGAGAAAAUGAUUGGUUUCCCACCAGAACUGUUCCCAUGGCAAUAA
Messenger RNA from Chionomys nivalis (European snow vole), 855 nucleotides. RefSeq names its product sulfotransferase 2A1-like. The transcript has 6 exons. The record is from RefSeq and is a predicted model, not a curated record. Gene Ontology annotation, molecular function: sulfotransferase activity. Lineage: Eukaryota; Metazoa; Chordata; Mammalia; Rodentia; Cricetidae. Bases 1 to 855 code for a protein of 284 amino acids. Gene Ontology annotation, cellular component: cytoplasm. Gene Ontology annotation, biological process: sulfation.